Nicotiana tabacum (common tobacco) is the source of this 526-nucleotide messenger RNA. Its product is annotated as defensin J1-2. The record is from RefSeq and is a predicted model, not a curated record. Gene Ontology annotation, biological process: defense response. Lineage: Eukaryota; Viridiplantae; Streptophyta; Magnoliopsida; Solanales; Solanaceae.
UAUUUAGUAGUGCCAUCUUCACUCGCUACAGAAAAGAAAUACAGUACUAAAGAAUUUUAAGAAAAUAAGAAAAAAGAAAUGGCUGGCUAUCCCAAAGUUGUUGCAACUGUUUUCCUUAUGAUGAUGCUGGUUUUUGCUACUGAGAUGGGACCGAUGGUGGCUGAGGCGAGGACCUGUGAGUCGCAGAGUCACCGAUUCAAAGGACUGUGUUUCAGUAAAAGCAACUGUGCUUCUGUUUGCCAUACAGAGGGCUUUUACGGUGGCCACUGCCGUGGAUUCCGUCGCCGUUGCUUCUGCACCAGACACUGUUAAUUAACUUUACUGGAGUUUCUGUUAUGUGUACGAACAUCUUCUCGUUUCUUCUUGUGCUUGUCAUGAAAUAAGAAUCACCAUCUGAACUCAGAAACAGAAUGGUUAAUUCCGUUCUGUUUCCUGGGAGUUAAUGGUUGCUAUUACUGUUCCUGGCAACUUUUAAUUGCCAACAUUUUCAGUUACUAUUAGUACUACUAUUAUACAGUGUUGCACG